AUGGAUUCUCCAGAGGAAACCCAACAAGUCGAUUCCACGACAGAUAAUCCCCUACCAGCACCGCUCACAGUUUCCGGCACCGAUACGAUUGGGAUUCCACAGCCGGUGGAUCCGACGUCAACGACGACCGAUGAUGUUCCGUCGACGGGUACCACUACCACUACCAUCACCAUAACGGAUACCGAUACCCAAGAGCCCACCGCGACAGGGACGUUAGAAGACCCCUCGACGACGGACGUCGAGCCCACUGCAACGGGAACAACCACGACAGACACUAACACGGACACAAGUUCCACCUCCACCUCUACCUCCACUUCUGGUUCCAACAACAACCCCAGAACCACCGAAAUCCCCAUGAUCGCCGCCAUGUUCCCCAACCAAGCCGUGCUCAGCGACCUCGGCGGGAGCGUAUCGGCCGUCUCAGCCGGCGAGACAAUCAUCGUCCUCGACUGUCUACCAGGCGUAACAUCGCCGUGCGGCGGCCUCGCCGAGCCCAUAACAAUCACAACGGGGACGUCAACAUUCGACUACACGGCCGUCUACGCGACGGCGUCGGACGGCGCGGAGAUCGUCGGCUGCGACAUCACACCACUAGUCCAGAUCGAUUGCACGACGAGUUACACGGGGCAUCUCUCUGAGGACGCUGCCGCGACGGCGAUAACCGCGACGAGCGAGAUUAGCCAGGGGGGAAUCUCGUAUGAGACGAUAACAAUCACGGCUGGGAUCGAUCUCCUCCCGACGGAGACGUACGUUACGACCGACUAUGGGUGGAUUAUCGCAUACACGGGGCCUGCGCAGCCGACCGACGGGCCGGAUCCGGACUCGGGUUCAUCCAAGGCGUGGAUCGCGGGACCGGUCGUAGGUGGCAUUGUCGGUCUCUUACUCAUUCUCGGGGCGAUAUGGUUUUGGAUGCGGAGGCGGAAGGCGAACGGGAAGAGGGGCGCCGAGUCGAACGUUGAGACGGCGGAGCUGGAGGGUGCUUUUGGGGUCAAGGAUGUCAGCAAACUUGAUGUGAAUAAAUCGGAACUGCCGGUUCGUGAGCAUGCGACAGCCGAGCUGUCUGCGGAGGAGAGGGCGGAGUUGUCCGGGGAGGGGCCGAGGGAGAGGGGGAGGGGGGAGUUGUAUGAGCUUCCGCCGUAG
This is a messenger RNA of Aspergillus calidoustus, 1140 nucleotides long. NCBI's taxonomy places the organism in Eukaryota, Fungi, Ascomycota, Eurotiomycetes, Eurotiales, Aspergillaceae. The record is from the annotation of a GenBank genome assembly.